This is a messenger RNA of Gallus gallus (chicken), 6694 nucleotides long. RefSeq names its product DEAD-box helicase 25 (gene DDX25). Gene Ontology annotation, molecular function: RNA binding; RNA helicase activity; ATP binding. Gene Ontology annotation, cellular component: cytoplasmic stress granule; nucleus. The record is from RefSeq and is a predicted model, not a curated record. The coding region runs from base 4503 to 6104 and encodes 533 amino acids. The transcript is spliced from 9 exons. Gene Ontology annotation, biological process: poly(A)+ mRNA export from nucleus. Lineage: Eukaryota; Metazoa; Chordata; Aves; Galliformes; Phasianidae.
GGGAAGGUGGGCGGGAGGUGUGGCCGAGAGGGCAAAUCUGGUCGUGGGGGAGAGGCUGCAGGUACCCCGCAGGGCGGGCAUGAUGGGGUGGAAGCGUUAGGAAUCGCACUGGAAGGAGUCUGAAAUUGUGCUGAGGGCUCCGGAGGACACCGAGUGCCACCCCUUGAGGGAUUAUGUCACUCUUAGUGUCUCCCGGUACCACCCACUGAGGGGCUGUGUCACCCUCGGUGCCAACCCAGUGCCAUCUCCACACCUCGAUCCAAAUGAAUGUUACAGAGUCGUGGAAUAAUGGAGUUACUGCAGGGAUAAUGUAACGGUGUCACUAUAGGAAUAAUAGGCAUACCGUAUGGACACCAUGGUUACUGCAGGGACAAUGGGGGACAGACUUACACAAGGACAAAGGGACAUAUGGACACAGAAAUACAGGGACAUGAGCACAGGAGCUUUGCUGAGGGGCUUUAUUGGUGUUUAUUGUGGGAAAAUGGGCUAUGUCCUCUAGAGGAUCUGGUGGGGACAUCUAGGGAUGGUCAAAUUUUCAUGCAACAGAGAGGGGACAGCACAGGGGUCACACCUAUGUGCCAUUCUGAAAGACAAAGUACAGGAGGUGACUUUACGGAGUCUCUAUGGCACCAGAACCUUUGGGCCUUCAUGGAGACUUUAUGGUACUGUGGUACCCUAUGUACCAUAGGGUGAUGUGAUGUUCACCUGCACCACGUAGAGACAGUGCUAUCCUUGGAUCAUGGAUGAUUCCCUCUGUGCCUCCCAACCCAGAGCUCUUUGAGGUCCCCCUGAAGCCCAGGACUCUUUUGGGGUCAGGGGACCACCACCGUCUCUCACCUAGGUAAGAAGACCCACGACCGUGGGUUGCAGGUAGAGGGAGAAAUGGGGAGACUUCAGUGGGCACCAGGAUGUGCUCAGAGCCCACAGAGGGUUCAGAGUUCCCCAAAUUGGCUGUACCCUGAGGGCAUCCCAGAACUCACUCCUGCAUCAAAAGCUUCACUUGCUCUCACCUCAAAAUUGUCCAGGAGCUGGGGAAGGAGGAUGAAGGACAGAUUGGGUUGGAAUUCAUGGAAAAUUGUAUCCCCGUGGGCAUCCCCAUUGACCUCCACCCCCAUAUGGCCCUCCCCUGGACUGAGGGAAAAUCCCUGCUCGUCUUCAUAGACUCAAUUGCUCCUAGUUGUCAUCUGGAAUCUUUGGAAUGCAGGGACCUGGAGGGGAGGUGGAGACCAGGAGGUGGGGACCCAAAGAAGAAACCGAGGGGACCCAAGAACAAGAAACUGAGAGGAUCCAAGGGGAGGAGACAGUGGAGAUCCAAAGAGAACAAAACAAUGUAACCCAAAGAGAAGAACCCUAGGAGACCCAGAAAAAGGGAAUAAGAAGGACCCAAGGAGGGGGAACAGAGGGCACCCAAAGAGAAAGGACUCAAGGAGAAGGAACCAAGAGGACCCAAAGAGAGGGAACCAAGGGAACAGAGAGAACCCAAAGAAAGGGAAUUGAGGGCACCAAAGGAGGAGGAGGUCCCCAGCCAGCCAUUGUCACUGAGCCCUUAUCCCCACACUUGAGCAUGUACAUGGAGGCACAUGCAGGAGCAGCGUGAGGUGGAGCAUGGCUACCUUCUUCCUCCAUAGGAGCUGAGUGAGGCUGCAGGAGGCUAGGGCUGCAUUUAUCCUCCCAGGGCUCCUCCCAGCUCCCCAAAUGCCCCUGGGCUUUGCAGAGCCCCCCUGGCAUGGGCUGAACCCAGCAUGCAGCCAGCCCCCGCCCCUGAGUAUGGGAAGGAGCCAAGGUUGAGGGAACAGGCACUGAGCACUGGGAUCCUGAUGGCACCCAGACUCAAAGCCACCAUGUCCCAGUGCCUGACAUCCCCUGGCUGCACGGAUAUAGGGAAAAAGGGGCAUCAUGGAGAUGCAGGGACAUCAUGGAAACCAUGGGAACAUAAAGCUGACAUGAGGGCAUCAUGGGGACAUCAUGGAGAUACGACACACAUGAACAGGUUGGUGACAGGGACCUGGAGUUGCAGGGAUGGGCCACUGUGUUACUGGAAGGCAGUGGUCAGGCUGUGUCCCCUCAGUGCCCUUAUCCCCACACAGGAGUUCAGGAGUGAAUAACAAACCUUGGCUAUGGCAGCUAGGCUUCCUUGUUGUUUAUUUCUGCAAAACCAAAAGACCCCAACUUUUAGAAUAAUGAAAUCUCCAAUUAAUGGGGUCAUGGAAUCACAGAAGCAACAACUCAUGGAAUCAUAGAACCACGGAAUCACUUAAUCAUAAAACCGUAGAAUCACGAAUCAUUUGGGUGGGACAAGAUUCCUAAGGUUUCAUCAGGAGAUACAUCACAUAUUCUCUUUUUUAAUAGCUGACAGUCAGAAAUCACCAUGUCAUAUCCAGAAGUCUGUAUCACAUAUCUGCAGUGGAAAUAGUGACGCCUCUGUCUGUCAUUAGGACACACAGGCUGGGAAUCAAAGGCUGGGAGUGAAAAGGUUAAGUUUUGAAGUCAUUGGACCAUGUGCCUGACUUUCAGCAGAACAAAGGUGUCCUACUGGUUUUGUUCCCAUUAUGACACAGCUUCCUGUCAUAGCUUCAAAUAAAGUGAGCCUUAUUUUAUCCAGAUGAAAAGAGAGGAAUAAUGAAACACUGAUUAAUAACUUAAAACUGUAAAUGACUCGAUGAUUCUUCAAGGAAACCUGAUAUACCAAUUUUAAGUGUUACACCUGACAGAACGUGUAUCCGCUCACAGCUUGACUGGACAUUUACCAUAAGUAAAAGAGCUGUUGUGGGUCAUUUGUGAAAAGAUCACUUGAAUGUUUGCUUUGAGAACUGUCCAGGGAGCAGCCAGGUGGAAGAGUUUCCUUUGGGCUGCCUCUGAUCUGUGUGUCUGUACAGUCAACAAAUGUACAGUUGGAAGAGUAGUGCGGUUAGGAUGGUACUUUGCAGGUGUUAUAGUAGGAAAGAUUGUCGUGGUAGAAAAGAGAGAAUCAAAGAAGAAAUGCUUACUCGUAUCCAAGGAUCUAGACUCACAGUGGAAAACUCCAAAAGGGAGAGAUCUCCAGAAAGAGAUCCUUCCUCAGCCCUUAAAUGGGGUCUAGGAGCCACUUCCGGUCACACAGCUGAACUGCCUUCACCUGUGCUCUCAGGGCUGACCCAGUCCUUAUCUCAGGUGAUCAAUCAGUGGUUCAGGCCAUGACUCAACAGUUUCCAUACAGUGUAAUUUGGCAGAAAGCUUAUCAGAGCUGCAUUAUUCACCGUAUUUAAAUACAUGACUUUAUUCAUAUUCCAGAAUUAUGAAUUGUGUUGGCAUAAUUGGUCUAGGUGAGGUGAAAACUGUCUCUGAGAGAAACUCAAAGCAGGUGGAUGAUGCUUGACAGCAACUUCAGAUUAAAGGUGCUCCUCAGAAAAAUCCCCAUUUGCUGGUUUAAUGGUGUCUAAAAAGAAAUACUCAAGUUUUUAUAGCAGUGACAUGUUGAAAAAGUAAAACAUCAUGAGGUCCAAGGUUCUCAGGCUGCUCAGUCAGCAGCUCCCCUACAGAGAUCUUCCCUUUAUGGAGUCAUGGAAUCAUUUAAGUUGGAAAAGACCUUUAAGGCCACCAAGUCCAACUAUUAAUCCAGCACUGCCAUCUCUAUUACUAAACCCUAUCUGUGGCUUAUCACCUCUAUCUGUGACAUAACACCUACUUUUUGUGGCACAUCACCCUGCUGGGCCCUGAGCUUGUGUUGCUGGGGAACAGUUGCAGGGACUUUUGUAGCACUGUAUCUCCUUCAUUGGGCUUGAUGACCUUUGAGGUCUUUUCCAAUCUAAUUGAAUCUGAGAUUCUAUGACAUUAGGAUUCUAAGAUUCUAGGAUUCCCUGAUACUAGUUUUCUAGGAUUACAAGUUUCUACAUGUUUAGGACUGUAAGGUUCUAGGCUUCUCAAGUUGUAGGAUUCUGAGGCAGUGCCUGGACACCGAAGGGACACUGCAUGAGGACAUUUCUUCUACUUGACAUUUUACAGAACUCCUACAAUUAUUUUUUUUUUUUUAACAGUCUAUAACUUAAACUUGAGCCUGGAAAGCGAUGUUAAAAUGAGAAAGAUGUCUUGAUGUGUUCAUGUUUAAUUGACUACAAUGAGCAAAAACAUGAAAACCCUACUGGAUUGAUUUGGAAGCACAGACCUGGAUGAUGGGAAGAUUUCCAAAGGCAUUUUUCCAGCAUUCUGGGGGACUUCUGGCCUCAGACUGUACGCAUUGUGGUGCUGAGAGGCUGUCCUACAACACUGACAGCAGUGGCUCCAUCCCCAGUUACCCUGGUUGUGACAGAGAAGAGUAUGGAAGCCCUAUCCCUGCCCAAAUCCCAUCACAGCACACGGUGGGGUCUCUGUCCCUCUCCACGUCCCUUCACACCCCAGGAUGGAGUCCUUGCUCCUAUCCUUGUUCCUGCGAUCUCUCGUAGCCCACGAAGGGGUUUCUGUCCCUGUCUUUGUCUCCACGUUCCUUCGCACUCUAUGGUGGGGCCCCUUUUCACACCCCUGACCCCAUGACCCUCCAUACCCCGUCCCGCCGCCGUUCCCCUCCCGCCCUCCCGGUACAGCCGCACCGCCGCCAUUUUCCCCGUCGAACAGUGGCUCCAUGGCGGCGGCAGCCCCAGGUGGUCGAGGGCCGCAGCGGCCGAGGGCGCCGGGUCGCAGCCCGUCCCCGGACGGCUACCCGAGCUCCAAACCUCUCGGCCGGGACAGCUUCACUUCUCGGCGCCAGGAGGGCCUCCCUCGGCGGGAGCUCCCCGGACAGCGUCAGGGUGAGGGAAGCGCGCGGUCCCACCUCGGCGCGGGGCUACGGGGAUGGAGAUGGGGUUGGGGACAGACCCUCGGCUAGGGCCGUGCCGAGCGCCCCCCGUCGCUUCCCGUCCGCAGAGCCGUCCCGCACCAGCGAGGAUGAGGAAAGCGAGGAAGAGAGAGAAGACCUGGCUGAGAGUUCGCUGCUCAACAAGCUGCUCCAUACCUCGCUGGUAGAGAACAGCCACCACGUGGAGGUGUUGCAGCAGGACCCCUCCUCCCCACUCUUCUCCAUCAGAACCUUUGAGGAGCUGCACCUACCCCAAAAUCUGAUUGCACAGAGCCAGUCCGGGACAGGGAAAACAGCAGCAUUUGUCCUGGCAAUGCUGAGCAGAGUGAAAGGUGCUGAGAGGUACCCGCAGUGCCUUUGUCUGGCUCCUACCUAUGAGCUGGCCCUGCAGAUUGGCCAUGUGGCAGAGAAGAUGGGGCGGUUCUGCAAUGACAUCAGGGUCACCUACGCUGUGCAGGGCAACAGAGUGUCCCCAGGCACUGUGCUGGAGGAGCAGAUUGUCAUCGGCACACCGGGCACCAUGCUGGACUGGUGCUUCAAGCGGAGACUGCUCAACAUGAGGAGGAUCUGCAUGUUUGUGCUGGACGAGGCUGACGUCAUGAUUGACACGCAGGGAUUCUCCUCCCAGAGUAUCCGCAUCCAGAGGGCUCUCCCCAAGGACUGCCAGAUGCUGCUUUUCUCCGCCACCUUCAAGGAAACUCUCUGGAAAUUUGCCCUGCAGAUUGUCUCCAGGCCCAUCAUCAUCAAGCUGCGACAGGAGGAGCUCACUCUGACCAACAUUAGGCAGUACUAUUUUGUCUGCAGGAACUGGGAGCAGAAGUACGAGGCCCUCUGCAACCUUUAUGGCAGCAUCACCAUUGGCCAGGCCAUGAUCUUCUGCCAGACCCGCCGGAGUGCAGACUGGCUCUCAGUGAAGAUGAUUCAGGACGGGCACCAAGUGGCCAUGCUGACAGCAGAGCUGUCCAUCGUGCAGAGAGCUGACGUCAUCCAGAGGUUUCGUGACGGCAAGGAGAAGGUUCUCAUCACCACCAAUGUCUGUGCAAGAGGGAUUGAUGUGGCCCAAGUCACAAUUGUGGUGAACUUCGGCCUUCCCAUCAACCGUCAGAAGCAGCCAGAUUUUGAGACCUACUUGCACCGCAUCGGGCGGACAGGGCGCUUCGGGAAGAGGGGCAUCGCCUUCAAUAUGGUGGACAGCCACAGCGCGCACCUUGUGCGCUGCAUAGAGGAGCAUUUCCAGACGAAGAUCAAGAGGCUGGACCCAGAUUGCAUGGACAAGCUCGAGGAGCUGGAAAACUGAGCAAAAAACAUGGCUUAGCUCCAAAGAACUCACAUUUUGGUUUAAAAUGUAUGGGAAAUCCAGGAGAAAAUCUCCCAGUUUUCUAGCUUCCUGGAGGUACUUGGUUUUGUUGUGACAUUUUAGAAAGAGAGCAGGGGAAAAACCCUCAGCCUAAAAAAGUUAUUCUGAUUGGUUUCCUUGGUGUUCUGGGGGAAUGUACCUUGUUUUGUGGAAAUGCUCCUUGGUUUUGGGGCAGCAUUUGCCUGUUUUGGGUACUGUUGCUCUGUUUGGGAUACUAUUGCCCUGUUCUGGGCUCUUUUCCUUGUUUUGAGGCAGUGGUUUAUAGUUCUGGGGCACUGUUUGUUGUCUGAGGGUACUAUUCCUUGUUUUGUUUUUUUUUUUUAUUUGUCUCUAAAAGAAAUAAGUUUAAAGCAGACAAGUCCCAGUUCAACCAUCUUGGUGUCUGAGGUUUCUGCGGAAACUAGUCUUGAAGAUAGCAAGCACUGUUCUGUAACAUGUUAGUUUAAGGGGGUGUGAAGAGGAGUUGGAAGCUCUGGGGAGCAAAAAAACGGUUCAUUAAAAAUAAUAAACAACAAACAUAAAUAAUGCUA